This is a messenger RNA of Sardina pilchardus (European sardine), 4305 nucleotides long. It is a transcript of the gene slc25a23b, whose product is annotated as solute carrier family 25 member 23b. Gene Ontology annotation, biological process: ADP transport; ATP transport; transmembrane transport. Bases 468 to 1913 code for a protein of 481 amino acids. The transcript has 10 exons. Gene Ontology annotation, molecular function: calcium ion binding; ATP transmembrane transporter activity. Lineage: Eukaryota; Metazoa; Chordata; Actinopteri; Clupeiformes; Clupeidae. The record is from RefSeq and is a predicted model, not a curated record.
UGCAAUUUAGCCUACUAGACUAACUCAUUGCAAACGUGCCUGUGACGAGAAUGGUUAUUCACGGGAAUUAAUUGAAGGAUUUAAGCAUCACCAAGGUUACUGGCAAUGUAACCGAUACGGGGAUUAAUAUUACAGACAGGGGAGCUCAUUUACACCGGUACAGAGAUUUUCAGGAGCCUAAUGCUGACAGGAUUAAACCCUGCUCUAGUAUCAGAUGUGGAGGUAGGGCAGUGUAACAUGUAAGUUGGACUAUUUCUGUGCAUUUUCAUUCAAUUGAAAUGUUUCGGCUCGUAAUGGUCAGGCAUCGAUAGAUCGUUCAGCAAACGGACUUCAUAUUCUCAAACUUGUGUGGGCGUGAUGCAAUUUCUUCAGCGUGCACUUCGUCUGGAGGUGCUUAAUAUUCCCCGUCAUAGCAUCUAACAUUGUAAACCGGUACAAGUAGUGAGGAUUUUGGAAACACAAUUCACAUGGGCGAACCGAGGGUUCGGUUCUGGUUUCUUUGGACUCGGGCUCGCUGUCAAGACAACGGUGUUACUGAUCCAGAGAGAGAGAAACGAUGGGCAGAAUUAUUUGACCAAUUGGACCUAAAUAAAGACGGCCGGAUAGACGUGAAUGAACUGCGCACUGGACUAGCUGCUUGGGGUGUUCGUGGUGAUGUGGAGGAGAUUGUGCGUGUCAGCGACACUAACCACGAUGGCCAGUUGGACUUUGAGGAGUUCACCCAGUACCUACUGGAGCAUGAGAAAGAGCUCCGGCUCAUGUUCCACAACCUGGACCGCAACAACGAUGGUCACAUAGAUGUGGGAGAAAUCCAGCUGUCCCUGCGCAACCUGGGAGUGGAUGUAUCCGUGGAGCAGGCCUCCCGAAUCCUCCAGAGUAUGGACAAGGAUGGCACCAUGACCAUUGACUGGAAAGAGUGGCGAGAUCACUUCCUGUUCAACCCCCUUCACAACCUGGAGGAAAUCGCUCACCAUUGGAAGCACUCUCUGAUGCUUGACAUCGGUGAGCAGCUGACGGUCCCUGACGAGUUCUCGGAGCGGGAGCGGAGGUCGGGGUUGGUGUGGAGGCAGCUCAUGGCGGGGGCCAUGGCAGGAGCCGUCUCCCGAACCGGCACAGCCCCACUGGACCGCCUCAAGGUGUUCCUGCAGGUGCAUGGCUCUCGUGGAGUGAGCCUGUGGAUAGGCCUGCGGGGCAUGGUCCAGGAGGGAGGCAUCAGGUCCCUGUGGAGGGGGAACGGUAUUAACGUGCUCAAAAUAGCCCCAGAAUCAGCUAUCAAGUUUAUGGCCUAUGAACAGAUUAAAUGGGUGCUCAGAGGCUGCAGGGAGGGAGGCACGCUGAGGGUGCAGGAGCGGUUCGUAGCAGGCUCUCUGGCAGGGGCCACUGCCCAGACCAUCAUCUACCCUAUGGAGGUGCUGAAGACUCGGCUGACUCUGAGGAAAACGGGCCAGUACGCAGGCAUGCUGGACUGUGCCAAGCAGAUCCUUCAGAAGGAGGGAGUACGGGCCUUCUACCGGGGCUACAUGCCCAACACUCUGGGCAUCAUUCCAUACGCUGGCAUCGAUCUGGCCGUCUAUGAGACCCUAAAGAAUGCCUGGCUGCAGCGGUACUGCAUAGGCUCGGCUGACCCGGGGGUUCUGGUGCUGCUGGGAUGUGGCACCGUGUCCAGCACCUGCGGCCAGCUCGCCAGCUACCCACUGGCUCUGAUCCGCACGAGGAUGCAGGCCCAAGCCUCCAUAGGGGGUGGGCCGCAGCUGUCAAUGGUGGGCCAGUUCAAGCACAUCGUGUCCCACGAGGGGGUCCCGGGCCUCUACCGCGGCAUUGCCCCCAACUUCCUCAAGGUCAUCCCUGCCGUCAGCAUCUCCUACGUGGUGUACGAGCACAUGAAAAAAGUCCUCGGGGUCGGCUCGAGAUAGAUGGUGAAGGGGAGAUUCUGUGAGGAGGAAAAUGGUCCGAGAGUUGAAGAUCACGACAACAUUCAGAUAAUGAACAGAAACAAAAACAGAAGACGCCAACUCCAGUGGAAGGAUACUGCAGUAAACGGUCCAAAAACCCUCUCUCUCUCCUAGUGUACAAAAGUGUCCCUCAUAGACCAUGUAAUCUUCAUUAGCCUCAACCAUCAUUAUUAGCUGGACCAGAAGCAAUAUCUGACAGCAGAGGAAUUUCAUGGAAAGCAUCAGGAGAGUGUAGGUGUGGAGAAGGAGAAGUAUCCUGUACAUUUAUUGCAUGCUACAAAUAAGCAUAGUUAGACAACGACCAAGAAAUGCUACGGAGCACAGAUGGGGGAAGUGUUGAGUGAUGUAUUUUUACAAGAGUUUUAAUGUAGAUGUAUUUUAAUGCAGAUGUAUAUUUUCUCCAUUCCACUCCAUAUUUCAAAACCUAUUUUUGUAAUGGCAAAAGGUAGGUUUUACAGAAAUAUUAUCAAGGCUAUCGUCACUGAACAAGGACAUGGGGUGGAUGUGCACUCAUUUCCUAAGAGGUGAAUGUGUUCUCGUUCCCAAAGUGGUACUUAACUGUAAAUACGCACACCGUUUCCCCUCCUAAAUAUUACCAGUGGCAACAACCAAUCCAGUAUGUUUAGCUGAUUCUAACCGUUCUGCCCUGCAUCUGCUGUAAGGUUAAUGCUGUAGACGCUGUUGAAGCAUUGUGAGCUUUAAAAGAGCGCUGUCCUGGCCUUCAGCUAGUAAGUGGGAUGACAUCAGCACUAAUUGGGAGAUAGGGGAGAGUAUAAUAUUGCACUUGACAGAGAAACUGAGUUUACAUGUGUGUUGUGAUGCUGAAUGGUUUAUGAACAUUUUGGAGCAUGUAUGAUUGGUGGUUAAACUAAUUUAGUAGUUUAUUCUGCCUCUGAGGAGUUUAACCAUCCCAUUUUGGUGAUGCAUGCUGUGUUAAGCGUGGAAUUUACGAAGCAGGUCUUACAUUUGUAAUUUCCUCCAAAGAUCAGCACAAUUCUGUCCUGGUGUUCUUUUAAAACACAUACAAUGCCCAUAUGUAUUUGCUUGAUGAUUGAUUGCAUUAAUUGCAUUUUGUACUGAUAUACUAUUGAAUCCAGGAAGGCAGCUUGUUUAGAGCAUACAAAGCAUGAACAAGGAAUGUAACUGUGCCGUUGUUCCAUGCCAGAUGUUUGUGUGCUCAAGUUCCAGUUGCACAGAAAUGUGAAAGCUUUGAUUGGUUGAUGUUGGUUGUGUUUCCACUAAUAACACUAAAGCCACUGUAACUUGCACUAGCUAUAGCCAAACACUAACAGUCACCCCAUGGAGUUCUGGAAACUGACUUGGGCUUCAACAAAAAUAGCAGCACGAUUUAUUGUUGUUUGACAUGGUACGGGCAACGUCAGGGAGGGGCACAAAAUCUGAUCUUGUGAAGGUGUUACAAAUGCUGAACGAUAUUUUAUGGGUCCAGGUUAUUGUACAUUUUAUUAGGCCUAUACGUCCAUGACUAUUAGUCACAAAAGGCUGUCAUUGCCAUGACUAUGUCUUCAUAACAUCCUAUUUACUUUUUUAAACUUAUGCUGAGCUUCCAUGAGUGCUGAAAGUAGAACAACUACCCAUAAUAAGAAGUGCUUUGCUGUUGAUUUGAUCCUUAUUAUUUUGUGUGCUACCUAAGUAAACUGCAUCAGAAGGAAACAUAGCCUACUGCUCCUAGAGUACUGUACACAUUCUUAAUCAUAUAUGGUAUUUAAAAUACAUACUGAAUGUAUAGUUGAUGUGGUUGACUAUAUCAUAUCCAAGUAGAGUAUAAGAUGAAUGCAUGCACAUAUGAAGCCCUUUAACAUCAUACAUCUAUAUGGUACAUCAGUGGCCAUUCGGUAUCUGCUCGAUGGUUUGGUUCCGUUCUGGUUAGGGUGCCUUGACUCUUUGUAGGAAACACAGAAUAUGCUGAUGCUAUGCUGAUGCCUAUUGAAAGAGCCAUAUGUGAGCUGCUGUGAACAGCAGGUCCUGCAGGAUUUCUGCCCUGCAGGGUAUUCGUCCACAUCUGGACACACAUCUUUAUGUUUAUCUGAGAUGUUGCUUGUCCUGUACACGUUUUUGGUCAUAUUAAGUUGCACUGUGAGAAAAUGUCCAAUAUCUUUAGUCAGAGCAUACUGUGCUCCAAUAUCUAAGUGUGCAUUGAGAGGGAUUGGCAAGUGUGUGCAACAUUCACUCAGAUUAAAGAUUAAAGGUCCAUAUACAGUAUGACACUGACGUUUUUGACUGGAUGACGCUUAAAGGGCUUUGUCUGCACUAGUUCUUGCACUGACGACAUAAAUGCUAAGUACUGUUUGAAAAGACUCUGGCUUCUGUUAAUAACAGCACCUUCCCUAACCAA